Messenger RNA from Phytophthora nicotianae INRA-310, 975 nucleotides. RefSeq lists its product as hypothetical. Gene Ontology annotation, molecular function: zinc ion binding. The record is from RefSeq and is a predicted model, not a curated record. The transcript has a single exon. Bases 1 to 975 code for a protein of 324 amino acids. NCBI's taxonomy places the organism in Eukaryota, Oomycota, Peronosporomycetes, Peronosporales, Peronosporaceae.
AUGGGUGAUGCCGACAAAGCACAACGAAAUGCAGUGGAUGCAGUUCUUGGAGUGGACAACGAGCUGGUCAACUUGAUGUGCUACUACCAUGGUGCUGCUAAGAUCUACAAACACACUCGAGGUAUCUCAAUCGGUCUGGCUGCUCGGGUCUUUCGCGAUAUUGCCGACAUGCACUACGCUACAUCUGCUGACGAACUCUCCCAUAUUCAGAAGCGCUGCUUGGAGGAGUGGCAGACACUACAGCAGCUCUGCGCAUUCGCUAGCUACUUUUCCGCAACGUGGUUGAACUCUCCUUUCCAUCGCUGGCAAGCUUUCUUCACACCCAAAGGAUUCGCCGCGACUAACAAUCCAGUCGAACAGUUCAAUCGCGCUAUUAAACGCGACUACACUCUCCGCGCCCGCCUGAAAAUGGGCACGCUUAUCGACCAGCUUUUGCUCUGCGUACGAUCCGAUGGAAUCCGUAGCCGCCCGUUCGCCACUGCUGUUCAACCACGUGCAGAUGUGCUCCGUCGAGUGCGUGAGAUGCGGAAAGCAGGCUCGAUACGCGAGGUGUCACCAGAGAAGCACUCCAUCGGGUUCCUUACGGGGGCAAUGACGCCGGCUACCAAUACCAAUGUCGUCCACAUCGUGUCCGACCGAAUGGAACGUGUGUACGACCCACAGGACAGGCGCACCAAAGAGACACUUCCAGUGACCGCAUGCGUAUCGACGCAAAAGGCGCGCAUGGAGACUGCAGGGAUGCCAGGUAGCGGGUGGGAAGUCAAUGUCGACUUGAAGAUAUGCGGCUGCCGCAUAUUCUUCAAGUCGGGCUACUGUAUCCAUCUUAUUUACGCGCUCUCGGUACGGAACCGCCUGGACAUCUUUUGCCGGACUCGACUCUUGUACAGGGGCCGCAACAAAGCGCGCCGUGCGCAAACUGAGCAGCAAAACGCUGGAAGACCUGCAAACAAUGGCAGAGCACUGCAGUUAGAUUAG